UCAACGGCAUUCCCACCGACGGCGACGCCACUGCACCGAUGCUGAAGACAGUCAACGGAAACGGAACGGCUGCCAGCGUGGGUAACCAGAAAGCUCAAGUGUACAAUCCGGCGAAUCGUCCGGUGUACCGUCCGCAACCGUACACUCGCCGUCAACGCCACCGAUCACGGCCGAGCUGCCGCCGCGUAUGCUGCUGCUGCUGCUUCUGGUCGAUCCUCGUCAUACUGAUCCUCGCUCUCAUUGCUGCAAUCGCCGGCACAGCUCUGUACGUGAUCUACCACCCGCGUCCGCCGUCGUUCUCCGUCCCGUUGCUCCAAAUCGGCCGCGUUAACCUAACUACCGCCGCCGAUUCCUCCGUCUCACACCUCUCCUCGCUCUUCAACUUCACAUUAAUCACCGAGAAUCCCAAUCAGCUCCUGACCUUCUCCUACGAUCCCUUCACCGUCGAGGUCUUCGCCGCCAAAUCUGGAGUCCUACUCGGGAACGGCACCACUCCGGCGUUGUUCAGCGACAACGGGAACACGACGACGUUACGAUCGGUGAUCGCGGAGUCGACGGAGGCGCGUGAGCUGUUUCCGGAUGAGGCGCGUGAGCUGAAGUCAGAUCUGACGCGCCCGCGCGUGGGGAUAAUGAUCGGGAUGAAAACGACGGUGAAGAUGCAGAUGGGGAAGCUGAAGAGCAAAGGCUUGGAGAUCAAGGUCUCGUGUGAAGGAUUCCAAGGAACGAUACCCAAAGGUAAAAUUCCAACCAUUGCUUUAACUUCUGGGAAAUCCGCGUGCAAGGUCCAUCUCAGGGUGAAGGUCUGGAAUUGGCGCCUCUGAUCUAGGACUAGGGGAAGUGAAUUUCAAGAUUUGAUUAAAUUUGGGGUCGUUUUAUAAUUAUUUUUUUCUCCGGAUAAAUGAUCCAAACGAUAUUAUUUAAUUAUCGAAUAUUUUAGUAAAAUUUCCAAAGCGGAAGGAAUUCAUUGCUUCUAGAAUUUCCUACUCUUUUUGUUUUAUUUUGGGAUUAUUCUGAUCUGUUGUAAUAUUAUGGAAUACUAAUAAAACUAUUGCAACAUGAGAA
This is a messenger RNA of Tarenaya hassleriana, 1062 nucleotides long. RefSeq lists its product as uncharacterized. The transcript has a single exon. The coding region runs from base 39 to 821 and encodes 260 amino acids. Gene Ontology annotation, cellular component: plasma membrane. The record is from RefSeq and is a predicted model, not a curated record. NCBI's taxonomy places the organism in Eukaryota, Viridiplantae, Streptophyta, Magnoliopsida, Brassicales, Cleomaceae.